Messenger RNA from Euleptes europaea (tarantolino), 491 nucleotides. It is a transcript of the gene HINT2, whose product is annotated as histidine triad nucleotide binding protein 2. NCBI's taxonomy places the organism in Eukaryota, Metazoa, Chordata, Lepidosauria, Squamata, Sphaerodactylidae. Gene Ontology annotation, cellular component: cytoplasm; mitochondrion. Gene Ontology annotation, molecular function: hydrolase activity. The record is from RefSeq and is a predicted model, not a curated record. Bases 1 to 465 code for a protein of 154 amino acids. The transcript has 5 exons.
AUGGCGGCGCUGGUGCGGGGGGCGGCGCGGGGCCUGCUGCGGGGCCGGGGGCCGCCCGGGCAGCGGGCGUGGCUGGCGGUCGGGGGCCCCGACGGGGAGGUGGCGGAGGCGCAGCGUCAGGGCGGGGGCCCCACCGUCUUCGCCAGGAUCCUGGACGGCUCCCUCCCGGCCGACGUCCUCUACCAGGACCAGCAGUGCAUGGCCUUCCGGGAUGUGGCCCCGCAGGCGCCGGUGCAUUUCCUGGUGAUCCCCAGGCGGCCCGUCACCCGCCUCAGCUGCGUGGCCGAGAGCGAUGCCCAGCUCCUGGGGCACCUGCUACUGGUGGCCAGCCAGACCGCGAAGGCACAGGGACUCUCCGACGGCUACCGCGUAGUGAUCAACGACGGGAAGCACGGGGCCCAGUCCGUCUACCACCUGCACCUCCACGUCCUGGGGGGCCGUCAGAUGGGCUGGCCGCCAGGCUGAUCUUCUGGCUCUCAAAGUGGCUGGAA